GGAUUCGGGUCUAAUUUUUGGAUCUUUUUUAGAAAUAUUUUGAACCACAAGUUUGGUCCGCAUUUCUCUCUCUUCUUUCAUCGUCUCUCUCUCGGACGACGGCGAUUGCGACUUGCGAGAUAGCAAAACCCUAGCUGAACCGAACGCUUGUGUUGUACGGAACCACCAAAGAAGUUUUCUUUAUCUCUCCCAUUAUUCUUCAUAUCAUUAUUCAGACUUCUCUCGCUCUUCAUUUUCCUGCUACAGUAAGGAGGGAAACUAUGGUUGAAGAUGACUUGGGUUUUGGUGGUUUGGAGAGACAGAAACUCCGAAAAUCUAUGGAGAAAAUCAAAGCUGAUGCUUCCGGAGUAAUAACAUGCGUCCGUCAAUUGAAAGGCUUACUCGACCAUUUUGGCAUGGUUGAAGGCAACAUUGAGAAGAGGUCCCGGGAGCUAGAUCUAAAGGAGAAGGAGCUGCAAAGUUUGAGCUCAGACCUUGAGAAAAAGAUUCAAACUUUUGAAGAAGAAAAGUCCAAAGCUGGUGAUUUGAAGAAACUAGCGGAAGAGUGUACUCAAGAACUGAGGUUGAAGAGGAAUGACCUGACAGUAAAGCUGGAUUCAUUGACCAGGGUUCAGAGUGUGCUUGAGUUAAAGGAUAAACAAUUGGGACAGCUUAUGGCUGAGCUUAAGAGGCGUUGCAAUGAGGCUCGUAGUGUUCAAGAGCGUAAGAAAGAAAUGGAAGCGGAAACAGAAAGAAAGAAGAAAGAGUUGACGCUGAUUGUUAACCAGAUUGAGGAAUCUGGCAAACUGCUUGAGAAGAGGUCUAGGGAAGUAGAGUUGAUGGAGAAAGACAUUGAAGAGAAAGGAAAAGAACUUGAUUUGGUCAAGAGUCAAGUCAACUCAUGGGAAGAGAAACUCCUUCAGCUUAGGACAAAUGAUGAUUGUACAACAGAAGUAAGUCCAAGGAAAGAGCAAGCGGAUUCACCGGACAACACUCCUGUGGAAGUGGAGCUGAAGAAGAAACAGUUGGGACAGACGAAAACGGUGCUUGUGAAGCAUACUGGUGUAGAGGAGGACAACAACAAUCUUGUUUCAGGCUUAACUCCGGGGGUCAAUGUUGUUGUUAUGUCAUCAUCUGAUGUGAAGUCGUCCACCGAUGAGACCAAGCAUCCUCAAGUCUUGUACACAUACCAGAGGAAAGAAGCAAUGAAAGACGCCUGAGGAAACUGAAGAGAGAAGCUUUACACUCAAGAAGGAGAGAUUAUUAAUUAAGUGAGCUUCUGUUUUGGCGGUUAACUCUAGAAAAAAUAGUAAGUACGAGUGAGUAACCCGUAGUUAGAGUGUGAGAAUUGAGAGAACUAAACAAAUUUUGUAUGUAUCUAUGAGGAGGCAAUGGUAUAACUCCUAAUGUUAUGGUCUCUUUCGGUUGUUCUCUAUGGUUCGAACCUUUGAUUGAUUCCACCCAAAUAUGACGUUCCUAUGUACACAUUUCGUCAGUUUGAUCAUGUAUGAUGCACAUACAGUAUUUUGACAUGAGGAACUAAAUAAAAAAGCAAAGUUUCUGAGUA
Molecule: messenger RNA, 1546 nt
Organism: Camelina sativa (false flax)
Lineage: Eukaryota; Viridiplantae; Streptophyta; Magnoliopsida; Brassicales; Brassicaceae
Source: RefSeq, a predicted model, not a curated record